Toxotes jaculatrix (banded archerfish) is the source of this 2621-nucleotide messenger RNA. RefSeq names its product CDC42 effector protein (Rho GTPase binding) 3 (gene cdc42ep3). The transcript has 2 exons. The coding region runs from base 803 to 1882 and encodes 359 amino acids. NCBI's taxonomy places the organism in Eukaryota, Metazoa, Chordata, Actinopteri, Toxotidae. The record is from RefSeq and is a predicted model, not a curated record.
GACAGACAUCCCAUGAGGCAUCUGCAUCUGCCUCUCUCCGCGCAGCGCUAAUUUUAUCAGGCUGCAAGCCCGGAGCUUGUGAUCACUCAUCACCGCAGCUCCACCAAGGAACAGGAAGCAAGGAGGAUCCUCAAACACCACAGAGCUGCUUAAAAAAUCUGAGCUCUGGGUAGGAGAACAGGACAGACAUGCACAGGUGCUGCUAGAGAGAGAGAAGGGAGCGAGAACAGAGAGAGAGACUAGAGAGAGAGAGAGAGAGAGAGAGAGGAAGAAGAGGGGGGAGUGAGGGGAGGUGUAGGAGGAGACUUGACUUGCUUCAGAGGGGAAUAGGAGCCGGAGAGCAAUUCCAAAACAGCUGUCCGGCAGACGUCCCAGUCGACAGAAGUGCAGCCCCGAGGCAGAGACAGGAGGCAGUGCAGUGUCAACAAGCCACAGGAGCAGCACAGCAGCCACUGAGCGCACACAUACAGACACACAGACAUCAACCUGAGGCUGCAGCAUUCAGGAGAAACACCAGCGAUACCUGGGAAGGAUCAAGAUACCCCCACCCAUCGGAAUAUCUGAGGAAAGUGCCCAUUUGACCUUUCUAAAUCGCCAGACACCGGUCACCGGUUCUGCUUGGAAUCCCAUUUCCAGAUCGAUGCCGCAGUCGCUGAAAUUAUUUUUGGAAUCCUGUUUGACCGGCGUGUUACUGAGAAUGUAACUGGAGCUGCGUCUCCGGGGAACUGUAACGUCCAGAACUUACAGAGCAUUUCCGACUUUUCUGUCCUGCAUAUCUGAGCUCUCUUCCACAGUUACAGCCAUGCCAGCGAAAGCACCCAUAUACCUGAAACCCACCAAUAAUAAGAAGGGAAAAAAAUGUCGUCUCAGAGAUAUUUUGUCCCCAGACAUGAUAAGCCCACCGCUUGGAGACUUUCGCCACACAAUCCACAUUGGCAAGGGUGGGGAGAGAGACGCCUUUGGAGACAUGUCUUUCCUCCAGGGGAAGUAUGAGCUCCUACCAGGGAAGGGAGACAUCCACCCUCAGUAUGGUAUCCAAAGUGAGUUUCUGCGAGCAAACAGUACAGGUGAUGCUUCCUUUUCCGAGACUCCCUCUCCAGUACUCAAGAACGCCAUCUCCCUCCCAACUAUUGGUGGCUGCCAGGCCCUCACCCUCCCCCUCAUCUCCUCCACCGUAUUCUCCAUGCCCCCAGAGCCACUGGAGGACAUUAUGGGGUCUACAGCUCCCGUGAAACCUGACAGCGCUGAGGAGGUAGAGAUCCUGCAGAUGGAUGCUCUGCUGCACUCAAUGGAUGUCUUCAGCAGUGAGCCUUCUUCUCCCUCUGCAGAUAUCCAGUCGAAGCCUGACGUCCUCUUGGAUCUGCUGGAAAAUGCAGAUAAGUCCACCUCUAAGGCAGUUGCCAAAGCUAACAAAAUAAACAAGAGUGAAAGCAGGUUUGACAAGCCAUCAUCCUUUUGUAUCAAUGGCCACAGCAACGGCAUCUACAAGGCUAAUGGAAGCCUGAACAGCAACACAAGCAGUGACAGCUUUGACAGCUUUAGCGGUAAAGGAGACUUCCAGAGCAAGAUGUACAAUGGUAGCGCAAGUCUCAAUGGAAAUGGCAACUGCAAUGGUUAUGGGCACUUUAACAAUGACAUUACCCUGGGCUUCAAGAAGGAGCUCUCAAAGUGUAACGGAGAGUGGGUGGAUAGGGACAGUGGGGUGGAGGAGGGCCGCAUCUGUGAUUUUGAGUUUGACUUUUCCAAGGAGAAGAGCACAUCGCAGGAUUCCCUCAACCAGAUCACGGGGUCAUUCCUCUCCCUCGAACUCGAUCUGGGCCCAUCCAUCCUGGACGAUGUGCUCAACAUAAUGGAUAAACCCGCAGCGAAGAGCAGGCCUUGAGCUGCACUGAGGCCCCAGGAGAAGAAAGGGAAUUUUUAAACUAUAGCCAUGAGGAGAGAAAGACUCACAAAGCAAUCAAAAUGGUGUCUGGAUAUAUCAUUAAGAUGAAAAUGAGCUACAAUAGACAGAGCUGCUUAUGUUUUUAUUGUCAAAACAUAUAACUAUUCUAGCUUCUAUGGAGUGUUGAUUCUUCUUUUUUUUUUUUUUUUUUUUGUUUGCCAUGCCAGCCGCAUGUUUAGGAUGCAUGUGAUAGUGAGUUUCAGCUAAAACACAGCCAUCGUGCCUUUGAUUUACUGUAAAAAUGCUACAUGAUAGAUUUGUGUUAUUUUGACUUCCACAGUAUAUCCAAGAUAACUUUGCUUUUUUUUUUUACACUCUCAGACUCUCUAUAAACAUAUAGCAUUUUGUGACUUAAGCGUGUUUAACAAAGCACUGUUUUGUUUGUCACAUAAUUCGUUUGCCACAUGACUAUUUCAAACAACAGAACACUAUGCAUAUUUGUGUUUUUCAAAUUGUAACACAAAUAAAUUCAUUUUGUCCAUUUCUGGCCACUUUCUUAUAGGGAGUGUGUGCAUGUGCCAGAACUGAGAGUUAAUUCCAAAAAUGAUUAAACCAGAUAACCCCAACAAGGGCUGAAAAUCAGAAUAAUGCUGGGAAAAGUUGAUGCACAAGAGGGAAAAGAGAAAUAAGACAGAUAUCAAGGAAAGAAAGAGCUGCAGAUUGACAGAAAGAAGGAUAG